AUGAAAAUCCCCGACGAUAUUCAGAUCUCCACGACUCUCCCCCCGGAUGAGAUUGAGGUCCACAAGAACUUGCUCGCAAACAUUCUGACUGACUACGAGAACAAGAAUCCAUUGAUCGCCCACCAGCAUUUCGCAGAAGAUGCCACUAUAGAAAUACCAGAAGUAGGGACACUUGUCGGCCGGCAAGCCAUCGACGAGUACUUCCGCUGGACCUACCAGGGUAUUGCUGGCUUUGAGUGGUCCAUACAAUCCGUGAACAUCCUCGUCAACCAAGUCAUCUUCACCGCAGACGUAACAUGCAGCUUCGCUCAAGAGAACCAAGUUCCCUUACGCAUGUCUUGGGCGGUUUCCAUGAUUCUCGAACCUCAGACGAGAAGGAUUAAAAACAUCAGAGUGGGCGGCGACAUUUUGAGCAUGAUUGAAACAGCCUCCCUCCAUGCUGGCCCCGUGCGCGGAAUCAGUCGCCCGUGGCCAGUUAGCUUGGAUUGA
Messenger RNA from Coprinopsis cinerea okayama7#130, 489 nucleotides. RefSeq lists its product as hypothetical. Bases 1 to 489 code for a protein of 162 amino acids. The transcript has 5 exons. NCBI's taxonomy places the organism in Eukaryota, Fungi, Basidiomycota, Agaricomycetes, Agaricales, Psathyrellaceae. The record is from RefSeq and is a predicted model, not a curated record.